Molecule: messenger RNA, 612 nt
Organism: Lytechinus variegatus (green sea urchin)
Lineage: Eukaryota; Metazoa; Echinodermata; Echinoidea; Temnopleuroida; Toxopneustidae
Product: cornifelin-like
Exons: 6
Coding region: 127-540 (137 amino acids)
Source: RefSeq, a predicted model, not a curated record
CCUGGGGCUGAUCAACUGGUGUGUGACACUACUAGCAGUGCUAAUACUACGGUCCUCAUAUUCCUGGCGUGUGUACAUAUCUACAGGUUCUUACCGCUCAGUAAAUAGGGAGUUUGAAUCAGCACAAUGGCCACUCAAUAUCAAAAAUGUGAGACUCGUGAAGUGGUUAUCACCCAGCCAGGCUCGACGGUGGUCCAGGUGACUAGCACGGUGACCAAUCCUCUGAUGCCACGUGGUAACCCACGUGACUGGCACACUGGAAUUUGCUCCUGCUUUGAGGACAUUCCAACCUGUCUGUUGGGACUGUUCCUAGGCCCAUGUCAUCAGUGCUGUAUCGCGACUGAUAUGGGAGAGAACUGCUGCGUGCCUUGCUGCGUACCAAACUCACUCAUCACGAUGAGGACCCAAAUUAGAGGGCGCCAUAACAUUCAGGGUACUAUCCUCACCGACUGUUGUCUGUCUACUUUCUUGGAGCCGUGUGCACAAUGCCAGCUUGCCCGGGAAGUUAAGGCCAUCAAGGCGGGAAAAGCACAGGCCUAAGACCCCCGGCAACGAUAUAUGAGCUCAACAGCAGGUCAUGGGCAAACGACAUCUUUCAAUUCGCAGACAUUU